Molecule: messenger RNA, 3815 nt
Organism: Kockovaella imperatae
Lineage: Eukaryota; Fungi; Basidiomycota; Tremellomycetes; Tremellales; Cuniculitremaceae
Exons: 5
Coding region: 157-3618 (1153 amino acids)
Biological process (GO): endocytosis; endosomal transport
Cellular component (GO): plasma membrane; cytoplasm
Molecular function (GO): protein binding; calcium ion binding
Source: RefSeq, a predicted model, not a curated record
CCAUCUCUCAUUCAUUCUUUCGUUCAUCCAUCCAUCCAUCCAUCCACAUUUGGAGAGAGACCUUCAGCACCGCGUGAAGAGCAAAGAGAGAGAGAGACGAGCGACGAGAGUAGGCUUCAUUUGCAGCCAGAGAGUCAGGUGUGGAACCCCAACAUCAUGGCAUCCAGCUUUUCUGCGCAAGAGCGUCAAUACUAUGACAAACUGUUCGACGCCGUGGACAAGGACGGGUCUGGAGUGCUCCCCGGACAAGAUGCGCUGCCCUUCUUGACGUCAUCCAGACUAUCUCAACAGACUCUGGGAGAAGUGUGGGCCAUUGCAGAUCCAGGCAACAAUGGAUUCCUCACCAAGGAUGGUUGGUACAAGGCUGCUCGUAUCAUCGGAUGGCUUCAGAAAGGGGGCCAAACCACGGUCCAAGAAUCUCUAGCUUCGAGGCCGGGGCCUUUGCCAACGUUCGAAGGGCAAGCCCCUCCGCCGACUCAGUUCUCGGGAUCGGCCGGAGCAGCAGCGUCUAGCGGUGGAGCGAGUCUGCCACCCUUGACCCCAGCAGAUAGGACAAAGUUCACCCGAAUCUUCGUCUCGUGUGGUCCUCAAAAUGGAUUAGUCUCGGGAGAUAAAGCAAGAGAGGUUUUCCUCAAGAGCAAGUUGGAUUAUGAAAAGCUGGGUCAAAUUUGGAAUCUGGCAGAUACACAACAGAGGGGGAACCUCGACCUGACCGAUUUCAUCGUCGCCAUGUAUCUCAUUCAAAGCUCAAUGGCAAAUCCUUCGCUCACGCUGCCAUCCACUCUCCCCAAUGGCGUGUAUGAAGCUGCAUCCGGAGGCCGGCCUGCAGCAAGGACCGGACCAAUGAGCCCAAUCGUCUCCCAGCAUACAGGAGGCAGCACGGGAUCUCCUAUCAGAGCACAGCACACCGGUACUCCAGCUCUACAGCAGCAAUUGACAGGGCAAAGCGCAACCGGAGUGCCACCGAGAUCGUCGACCAUAACAUCGCUUGCAUCGGCUUCUGCUUUCGCACCCAACACACCAGCGUGGGAUGUAUCGUCCGAGGAGAAAGCAGCAUCGGAUCGAUUCUUUUCGCAGCUCGACACCCAGAAUCGAGGUGUCAUAGACGGAGACGUUGCUGUGCCUUUCAUGCUCCAGAGUCAGCUUGAUGAGACAUCCCUCGCUAGUAUAUGGGACCUGGCCGACAUCCGCCAUGAAGGAAAACUGGAUCGCGAUGAAUUUGCAGUCGCGUUGCAUCUCAUCAACGCGAAACUUGCAGGACAAAAUAUUCCGAGCGUACUGCCUUCCUCACUGGUACCACCCUCCCUUCGCAGCACUUUCCAAGCCGCCCCUCAAAACUCCUCUUCGGGUCCCAGUUCAGUCACAAAGGACCUCUUUGAUCUCUUUGAUGAUGAGCCUACGAUGGCUGCACCUAUCGCGUCCAGCCCAGCCUCUCCUGCGCCCGCGUCUAGAGCUCCCCCAAGCACGACAACAUUCCUGCCUCAACCUCCCUCUCGCAAGAGCACUGUCCAAACACCAAGGCAGCCGUUUUCGCCGGCACCGACCUCUGUGUUUGCCUCGACAUUCGCGCCGUCUAGCGAUUUAUUGGGGGACGAGGCCGGUACACCCUCAAACAUCACAGACGCUUCUGCCGAUGUAGGCAACAUGCGCAAUCAGCUUUCAGCCACGAAUGAGAACCUAGACAAGCUCGGGAAAUCACGUGGAGAAUUGGAGCAGUCGGCGCAGGCAUCUCAAGAUGAGAUCUCGCAACUCGAGACCGAUUUGUCCAACGCUCGGGUGCGACAUGAAGCAGAAAGCAAAGCAGUCUCAGAUCUACGAGCUCGAGUGUCUGAACAAAAGGACAAAGUGCAGGAACUACGGGGAAGUGUCAUCGCUGCAGAAAGCGAUCUUUCGGCGAUGAAAUCGGAAAAGGACGAAUUGGAGCAAGCCCUGCUCCGAGAUAAAGAGGAGGUCCGAUCGUUGCAGAAACGAAUGAAGGAUGUCAAUGACGAGAAGACCUCGCUAAAAGCCCUGCUGGAAAAGUUACGCAAAGAGGCUCGUCAGCAAAAGGGAAUGGUGUCGAUCGCCAAAAAGCAGCUCGCGACAAGCGAAACUGGGCGAGACGCUGCGCAAAAAGAUCUCGACCUCCAUACCUCGCAAGUUGCCGAAGCUGCAGCAAUACCUCUGCCAUCUACACCACGUGCGCUUAGCCCCGUGGCCACCGGAGUAUCGCAGCGAUCGAACAACCCAUUCGACCGCCUCGGACUGAGCCGAUCAGAAAGCAGGGAGCAGCCGGUCAACGACUCUACCAGACCUAAGAAUGAGAAUGUUUUGGCCCCUGUCGAUACCGAUGAUAGGCGGAAUUCAGAGAGUCCGCAGGGCCAAAGUGCUACUAUGAACCAAGUCCCCACCAAUCCUUCCGCCGACGAAGCUCUCACCUCGAAAGGUGCCGAGGCUCUGUUUGAAGACGAUCCUUUCGGAAGCUCAAUUGAAGAUCCAAUCUCCGCCUCGGUCGCAGCCGAUCACACCUCGAAAUCACCAGAUUCAGGACCCCCAGCACCGAGUCAAAAGACCGAUUUCGAUGCUGCUUUUGCCGACUUUGAUGAUGAACCACAGCAUACUCUUGAGGACGGGGACAAAAACGCAUCUGCUUCUUUCGAUGAACCUGAUUCCCUCGAUGGACCUCUCCAGGCGUCGCUGUCUGCUCAAGAUAUGUCCCCUGCUGUGCAAGACGAGCAUCAGGAUCUCAAUCCUGCACAGAAGACGACAGCCGUAGAAACGUCCCCCAUCGAUGAAUCACCGAUCGAAAAUCAGCAGGCUAUUGAGGAAGAUACGGUCUCUUCCGACGAUGAUGAAGGUCCCGAGGAUCUGGAAGGUGCUCAUCCGUACAGAGCAAAGGAAGACACAGUCGUUCCUUCUCCUGAUGUGGCCAGCAGCACGCCAGCCAUCACUCAAACCGUCGAUAAGAUAAGACGUAGCGCGCCGGCACCACCCGUCAGGUCGACAGAACCGUCCGGUUCACAAGCAACAGCGGCUGCCGAAGGUCCUAAGUCGAGCCCGAAAUCGAGCCAGAGGAGCCCUGAUUUCGCCAACUUUGACGACGAAGACUUUGAUUUUACGGAUCAACCCCCAAGCACUGUUCAGCAAACGGGAGUCUCUGAACCAUCAAAAGCCUUUGACGACGAAUUCGCUGCUUUUGAUGACGAAUUUGAUUCGAAAACCCCUUCACAACCAAAUACCGGGUCGGACAAUUCGAAGAGCUUCGAAUUGGUAUCACCCCCAGCUAACGGUGGACAGCUGCAAGCAUCCAAGGCAUUUGCUACCGAGGAUCGUGACGAGUGGGGCAUGCUGACUGCUGGAUCAACGAGCAAUGCGCCACCCUUGUCCUUCGAUGACGCGUUUGGAAGCGCAUUCGAGCCAUCACCGUCCUUCGAACCGCCUGCAGAGGCGCCAACGUCGCAUUUGCAACCGCCUGCACCACCAGAGAGGAGAGCUACAGAGGCGCAGGUAGACGACAUUGAGGACGUCAAGAAGGCAAGUCAUCUUACUGGUUUUUCAUCUGCUAAUCUAGCUACAGUUAUGCGCCAUGGGCUUUUCGCGCUCCCUGGUCGUCGAGGCAUUGGCUGCGAACGGAUAUGAUUUCCAAAAGGCAUUAAAUGUCCUUCUCGUGCAGUAAACCCGAAAUCGCCUCGGUAAGCCUAGUAGCAGAUCAAAGCAAGAGAUCGACGAGAUACAUUGUUGGGAUGAGGCGAGAGAGGUACAGUGAGACUAUCUAGGGUUACAUACAAUGGGUCUGAGAAGAUGCUUUCAACUUGAAUAUGCACUCGGGUAUGACA